Messenger RNA from Lodderomyces theae, 1434 nucleotides. RefSeq lists its product as uncharacterized. Gene Ontology annotation, cellular component: nucleus; RNA polymerase I upstream activating factor complex. Gene Ontology annotation, molecular function: RNA polymerase I cis-regulatory region sequence-specific DNA binding. The transcript has a single exon. Gene Ontology annotation, biological process: nucleolar large rRNA transcription by RNA polymerase I; transcription initiation at RNA polymerase I promoter. The coding region runs from base 1 to 1434 and encodes 477 amino acids. The record is from RefSeq and is a predicted model, not a curated record. Lineage: Eukaryota; Fungi; Ascomycota; Pichiomycetes; Serinales; Debaryomycetaceae.
AUGUCUCACAUACCAUUACCCAAUCAACACGUCCCUCCACAACAAGCAGCACAACCGCCACCUCCGCCUGUCAACCAGCCUCGCUCAACCGCUAGCUCCAUACCUGCCAUAUCGUACACCCCAACGGAUAUAACCAUUCCUCCGUCACUAUACGACAAAAUCCCCAACCUCAAGGACUACAAAGCAUUGAAAGAAGCUGAAAGGAGAGUGGACUUACUCAUUGCAAGAAAAGCGCUUGAUUUCCAAGCAAUACAGCAAAAGUCAAUCCAUCCGUUUGAAUAUAAACCAAGCACUGGUAUAUUGAGAGUAUUCAUAUACAACACAUGUGAACACCAGCCUUGGCAAAAACAGCUAUUACAACAGCAGGGGAAGGAAGUACCUGAAAAUACUACCCCAACUUGGACUUUGCGUGUUGAAGGAAAAUUUAUCAAUGAUGAUAAAUCUGCACAGGAGGAGACCAGCAAUUUGAAAUUUAGUGCAUUUUUAUCAGGUAUAUCUGUGGAUGUUUUAGAAAACGAACAUUACCCCAGCCUUCAAGAACAAAACAACAAUAUUAUAGAAUGGAGAGACGAUGCAUCAAAUAACGUUGGUAGAGAUCCUGCUGCAACUGUUGGCUUUGAUGGGAUGGAUAUCAAGAGAGAGGGCAAGUACAACCUCACGGUAAAGAUAGCAUUGAUGGUGAAGAGUUUCACUUCCAAAUUGAAUGUAAGUGAAGCCAUGGCUGAGUUUAUGGGCAAACUUGAAUGCACCCAGCAGGAGGUGAUGUACACAAUUUGGCAAUAUGUGUUGAACAAGAAACUUUUUGUUAAAACUGCCAAAUACAACCAUGUUUCAGCUAUUGAAGGGUUGGGGGACAUAAACCCCGGUGCUGAUAAGGACCGUAGUGCCUAUGACGAUCUCACUUUGGCUGAAGCGGACGAAGUUUUGCGAGAGUUGUUGAAGGUGAAUGAAUUCAAAUUCUCCGACUUGUACGGAUUGAUACAACAACACUUUAAUCCAAGAGAGCCAAUAAUUGUCGAUUAUGAAGUAGACACAAGAAGGUCUACAACUUUGGGCGAUGUGGUUUUGGAUAUUCCUACUGAGUUGCCUGUCAAUAUAGCCAGAGCGCAACGUGAAUUGUUGGAAUUGAACAAGUCUGCUCUUGAAAACUUGUCUCAUCAUGAUUCAAUGAUUGAAAAAUUGAACCAAAAAAUCUCAUUGGCUAUCAUUGAAUUGAGAAAUGCCAACUCAAGACAAACAUUUUAUAGUGAGUUGAGUAAAGAUCCGGUCAAGUUUAUUGAACAUUGGUUGACUAGUCAGGCAGAAACCCUUAAAGCAUUGAAAAGCGAUGAAGGAUAUGAUGAGGAAAUCGUUAGAAGGGCUAAGUACUUUGAAGACAACGAAGGCUUGAUCAAGGAAAAAAUUGAUCUUUUGUUUGGAUCAAGUAGGUAUUAG